GAUGGCGCAGAAGGUAGAAGAGCUGGACACCGAGUAUUCCAAGCAUGCCGAAGGCGUGAGGUCCAUGGUGGCCCUCCAGGACGAGGUGGAGCGUAUGCAGCGGCGCUUUGAGCAGCUGCAGCCCCUCAUGCUUCAAACAAGCAAGGAGACGGAGGCCUUGCUGGAGCGUGUAGGGAGGGAGCAAAUGCUGGCGGAUGACGCUGUGAAGAGGAUUACGAGCGACGAAGCGAGGGCGAGAGCCGAAGCAGAAGAGCAGGCAAAAGAGAGGGACUUGUGCGACGCCGAGCUGGAGAAAGCGAUGCCGCCACUCAGGAAGGCAUUGAAGGAAAUCAGCAAGAUCAACAAGUCGGAUAUUGCGGAGUUGAAAAGUCUCAAGAAGCCUCCACCAG
Messenger RNA from Ostreobium quekettii, 389 nucleotides. NCBI's taxonomy places the organism in Eukaryota, Viridiplantae, Chlorophyta, Ulvophyceae, Bryopsidales, Ostreobiaceae. The record is from the annotation of a GenBank genome assembly.